Molecule: messenger RNA, 1638 nt
Organism: Diceros bicornis minor
Lineage: Eukaryota; Metazoa; Chordata; Mammalia; Perissodactyla; Rhinocerotidae
Gene: TRDMT1
Product: tRNA aspartic acid methyltransferase 1
Exons: 11
Coding region: 266-1228 (320 amino acids)
Molecular function (GO): methyltransferase activity
Source: RefSeq, a predicted model, not a curated record
CAUCGGAAUGCUGUUAGAGAGAUGAACCAGAAGUACAUAAGUGCUCCACUUCACGCCUGUCUCCUCCCAGCCUGGUCAUCGCUGACAGUCUGAGAUCUGGCCAGAUAACUGAGGAAAAAGCUGCGUACCUGCAGAGGUGGUGGCUGCCGUUGAUGUCAACACCGUCGCUAAUGAAGUCUACAGGUACAAUUUCCCUCACACGCGGUUACUGGCCAAGACCAUUGAAGGCAUUACACUAGAAGAGUUUGACAGAUUAUCUUUCAAUAUGAUUUUAAUGAGCCCUCCCUGUCAGCCAUUCACAAGAAUUGGCCUGCAAGGUGAUGUAACUGAUUCAAGGACGAAUAGCUUCUUAUAUAUUCUAGAUAUUCUCCCAAGAUUACAAAAAUUACCGAAGUAUAUUCUUUUAGAAAAUGUUAAAGGUUUUGAAGUGUCUUCUACAAGAGACCUGUUAAUACAAACAAUAGAAAAUUGUGGCUUUCAGUACCAAGAAUUUCUAUUAUCUCCAACCUCUCUUGGCAUUCCAAAUUCAAGGCUACGGUAUUUCGUUAUUGCAAAGCUUCAGUCAGAACCAUUACCCUUUCAAGCCCCUGGUCAGGUACUGAUGGAGUUCCCCAAAACUGAAUCUGAACAUCCACAAAAACAUGCAAUAGAUGCAGAAAAUAAAAUUGAAGGAAAGAGAAUUGAAGCAAAUAUUUGCUCUGAUAGCAGCAGACCAGGUUCUGGAAAAGAAGCCAUUCUUUUUAAGCGUGAAACUGCAGAAGAAAUUGACCGGAAACAUCAACAGGACAGUGAUCUCUCUGUGCAAAUGCUAAAAGGUUUUCUUGAAGAUGACAUUGACGUGAAUCAGUACUUUUUACCACCAAAGUCAUUGCUGCGAUAUGCUCUUUUGUUAGACAUUGUUAAGCCCACUUGCCGAAGGUCCACGUGCUUUACGAAGGGUUACGGAAGCUACGUAGAAGGGACAGGAUCUGUGUUACAGACUGCAGAGGAUGUGCAGAUUGAGAAUAUCUACAAAUCCCUUACCAAUUUGUCACAAGAAGAAAAGUUAACAAAAUUGUUAAUGCUUAAACUUCGAUAUUUCACUCCUAAAGAAAUAGCAAAUCUCCUAGGAUUUCCUCCAGAGUUCGGAUUUCCUGAGAAGAUAACAGUGAAACAGCGUUAUCGUCUACUGGGAAAUAGUCUCAACGUGCAAGUAGUAGCUAACCUAAUCAAAAUCCUCUGUGAAUAAUUUAAAGAUAACUCUGAAAAAUGGUCACAGUAUUCCUUCUUAUCCAUAUAGUACUUCUGAAACUCUAUCUUGAAUUAAUUUUGACGAAAUUCAACUAAAUUGUCUUGAACUCUCUUUAAUAAGCAAUUUGGAUUUAUCACAAAAAUGCCAAUUUGUUUCCUUAAAUGUGUAUUACUGUGUUGUGUAAAGUGAAAAUUAUUGUUAUGCUUUAGGAGAAUAUAUUUUCAUAUGAAAUUAUUAAAUAUAUAUGUAAAAUAUUCUCUUUCUAAUAUUAUGGUAUAGACAAAUUUAGAAACAUUAGAAUUUUAAUGUCUACAUGAAGAUUUUAUAAAGUAUCAUAACAGGCAUCACUUAAUGACCCUGAGAAAUUGUACAUUUUUAUAUGUUAAUUAAAGAAGUUGCUUUAUGAA